Rhipicephalus microplus (southern cattle tick) is the source of this 713-nucleotide messenger RNA. RefSeq lists its product as uncharacterized. The record is from RefSeq and is a predicted model, not a curated record. Lineage: Eukaryota; Metazoa; Arthropoda; Arachnida; Ixodida; Ixodidae.
ACCCACCAUGAAUUUUCAUUAUCUGUUCUUGGCACUCACCUUCACCGCUGUGUCGUCCGCAAUGGCAGUUGUCUCUUCAGAAUACGAGAUAAUUGGCCCCGAAAAGUACUACCCAGUUUUCGCUGGAUUUGAGAUAAGUGGAUCCAACGUGAGUGGGUUCCACAAGCUGCACCAGUAUGGACCCGUGAUGCCCUACUGCCGGAACGGCACCCGCCUGGUUCAAGUGGACUUCAUUAACUUUGGUGACGUCUUGAUCGCAACACCCUGGAAGCACUGUUCUGGACAUCAAGGCACAUUUAGCCUGCGCUCAACGCUAUCUCGUUUCACGGUGCAGUUCCACGUGGGCCUAAGCAACGAAGAUGGAGAGAAGAAACUUUCUUACAACGGAUUCACUAUUCCCGGGACAACUGAGAACAUUCAGGCUGAUGUUGAUGGGGCUGGACGGAACGUAAAUGUGGUUGCCGGAGUUUCGGCAAUGAUGUUUCUCGAAGUGACAAAGGAAAUGUGGAAUCAACAGUUUUACUACCCGUUGAGCGAAGUUAUACACAGAGGUCUUAGUUAGACAAGUGAUAUUGUCGAUUCCUGUGGACAAAAAUAUGCAAUUUAGCGCCCUGACAGACACCUGUAUGCCAAGGCGCCUUUUCUAUAAUGUCUACGAUUGCUUAAACUAGGAAAAAAAUCACUUUUAUAACAUGUUUUCACCCCUUUUUCUC